AUGGCAUUUUUCUCCAAUAUGGUCUUCGAGGGAACUGUAAUCCUUUACUUCCUACAACAUUUAUUAAUAAUCUCUGCAACAGGUCUUUCUGUUCACCAACACCAUUUCCCAUUUCGCCACUCUCUGGAAACAGAUAAAGCGGCACUCUUGGCGUUCAAAGGGAGCAUAUCAUUUGAUCCAUACUCCAGACUUGCAAACUGGAAUGAGACCACUCAUGUGUGCCGCUUCACUGGCAUUGCAUGCGACGGACGGCAUCAUCAUCGUGUUGUGAGGCUUAAUCUCAAUGAUUCUCGUCUUGUUGGUAGACUUUCGCCAUUCAUAUCAAACCUAACACAGCUGCGAGUGAUAGAGCUAGUCAAUAACCAGUUCUCUGGCUUCAUUCCAUCAGAGUUUGGCUUCCUUCGUAACCUUCAUCAUAUCAAGCUUGACGGCAACAAUUUGUGUGGUCCAAUCCCAGAGACGUUCUCUUUUCUUGCCAACCUUACAUUGGUCGCUCUGAGUGGAAAUAACUUGAGUGGUACAAUUCCACCUUCGUUCUUUUCCAACUGCACAUCAUUGCACAAUGUAGACCUCUCUGAGAAUUUUCUGAGUGGCAAAAUUCCGGCUGAAAUUGGAAGUUGCCCAAAAUUAUGGACUCUCAACAUUUACAGCAACCAACUCGAAGGAGAAAUCCCUUCCUCUAUAACCAAUGCCUCAGAACUAUUCAACUUCGAUGCUGAAAACAACCAACUUUCUGGUGAACUGCCCGUGGACGUAGUUUCAAAGCUAUAUAGCAUCAACUAUCUUCAUUUGUCAUACAAUAAUAUGAUCAGUCAAGAUGCCAACACUAAUCUGGAACCUUUCUUUACUGCCCUGUCAAAUUGCAGCGAACUGGAGGAGCUGGAAUUAGCUGGCAUGCGCCUCGGAGGGAGCUUGCCUUAUUCCAUUGGAGGAGUUACUAAAACACUUGCGAUUUUGUUGCUGCAGGAAAAUCAUAUACACGGGUCAAUUCCUCCUCAGAUUGCACACCUGUCCAAUCUCAAACUGAUGAAUUUGACACUCAACCAGUUUAAUGGUACCAUUCCAGAUGAAAUUGGUCAGUUAUCAUAUUUGGAACGACUUUCUCUAUCAUUUAACUCCUUUUCUGGGGAGAUUCCAGCAGCGUUAGGACAGUUGUCUCGUCUGGGCCUGCUUGAUCUGUCAAAUAAUCAACUCUCGGGUAAGAUCCCCGAAAGUUUUGGAGAUCUAGUGAACAUAUAUUAUUUAUUCCUCAACAACAACCUUCUGUCGGGAAAAAUACCAAGAAGUUUAGGGAAGUGCAGGGAUUUAAACAAGCUAGACCUGUCGUAUAACAAACUGACAGGAAGCAUACCUCCAGAAAUGGGAAUCCGUGGGAUAGCGAUUUUCCUGAAUCUUUCUCAUAAUCAGCUAGAAGGACACAUUCCUAUUGAGUUAAGCAAGCUUGAAAACGUCCAAGAGAUUGAUCUUUCAUCAAAUCAGCUAGGGGGAAUUAUAUUUGUUCAGAUUUCAAGCUGCAUUGCUUUGCAGACAAUAAAUUUGUCAAAUAAUUUUCUUGAAGGUCAGCUUCCUGAAUCCCUAGGUGAGCUCUGGAGCCUUAAAGUUGUAGAUGUUGCAUGGAACAAGUUGUCUGGGAGGAUUCCAACAAGCUUGAACAAAGUCAGUACUCUUACUUUUCUGAAUCUCUCAUUCAACAACUUCGAUGGACGAAUACCCACUGGAGGCAUAUUUGACUUUGCCACGAACUUAUCAUUUGUGGGCAAUCAGCAUCUCUGUGGGAUUAUUCCUGGAUUUCCAACUUGCCACCAGAAACUGGAAUUUUUCCACUCGCAUCUGUUUCUGAUCAUCUUAUGUUCAGUCGUAUCUGUAUCAAUGUUCUUGUCAACGAUAUGCUGUGUCAUUGGAUGUCAGAGACUCAAAGUAUUAAUUGGCUCUACUAGUCAGCCUGAAAGAGAAAACCAAAUGCCCCCAGAAGUGAUGCACAAUUUUCCAAGAAUUACCUAUAAAGAACUGGCAGAGGCAACCGGAGGAUUUGAAGACCAGAGGCUGAUUGGAUCAGGCAGCUAUGGACGCGUCUACAAGGGAGUUCUACCAGAUGGCACAUCCAUAGCUGUCAAGGUUCUGCAUUUACAAACUGGCAAUUCUACCAAGAGUUUUAACAGAGAAUGCCAAGUAUUAAAAAGGAUUCGUCAUAGGAACCUGAUGAGAAUUAUUACCGCAUGUAGUUUGCCUGACUUCAAGGCCCUUGUUCUUCCCUAUAUGGCAAAUGGGAGCUUAGAUAGUCGUCUCUACCCCCACCCAAGAACGGGUCUAAGUUCGGGCUCCUCGGACUUGAGUCUCCUGCAGAGGAUUAAUAUUUGCAGUGAUAUUGCAGAAGGGAUGGCUUAUCUACACCAUCAUUCUCCUGUAAAAGUCAUACAUUGUGAUCUAAAGCCAAGCAAUGUUCUUCUCAAUGAUGACAUGACAGCUUUAGUCUCUGACUUUGGGAUAGCAAGAUUGGUUAUGACAAUUGGUGCAGGAAAUGCUGGGGUAAUGGAGAAUAUGGGUAACUCUACUGCUAACUUAUUGCGUGGUUCUGUUGGAUAUAUUGCACCAGAUGACAUGUUUGUUGGUGGUCUAAGCCUGCACAGAUAUGUAAAAUGUUAUUAUCAUAGAGAGGUUGAGAAAAUUGUAGACUCCUCAUUGAUAAGAGCUGUAAAAGACGAGACUCCCGAAGUCAAGAAAAUGUCGGAGGUUGCUAUAGGAGAACUAAUUGAACUGGGCAUUCUUUGCACUCAGGAUUCUCCCUCUGCGAGGCCUACAAUGCUCGAUGCUGCAGAUGAUUUGAAUCGCCUGAAGAAAUACUUAGGUGGGGAUACCACUGCAACUUUUGCCUCAUCUCUCGGAAUAUCAUCAUCCACUUUUAGUAGUGAUUGGUGAUUGUGUUGAUUUAGUUCAAUUAAGCUUCUUACAACAAAACUCAUUGACUUUUUUCA
This is a messenger RNA of Coffea eugenioides, 2972 nucleotides long. RefSeq names its product putative leucine-rich repeat receptor-like serine/threonine-protein kinase At2g24130. The record is from RefSeq and is a predicted model, not a curated record. The transcript has 2 exons. Gene Ontology annotation, molecular function: ATP binding; protein binding; protein kinase activity. Gene Ontology annotation, biological process: protein phosphorylation. Bases 1 to 2916 code for a protein of 971 amino acids. Lineage: Eukaryota; Viridiplantae; Streptophyta; Magnoliopsida; Gentianales; Rubiaceae.